AUGGAUAUGGAAUUAUAUCUGUGGAUGGUCAUCGUUGGAUUCAUCGUCGCCUUCAUCCUGGCCUUUUCUGUGGGUGCUAACGAUGUUGCCAACUCAUUCGGAACAGCCGUGGGCUCCGGUGUGGUCACUUUGAAGCAGGCCUGUGUCCUGGCCUCCGUCUUUGAGACGCUGGGCUCCAUGCUCCUGGGAGCCAAAGUGGGCGAGACCAUUCGGAAGGGCAUUAUAGAUGUCAACCUGUACAACGACACUGUGCCCGUGCUCAUGGCAGGAGAGGUCAGCGCCAUGGUCGGCUCGGCCGUCUGGCAGCUGAUCGCCUCUUUCCUCAAACUGCCCAUUUCUGGGACUCACUGCAUUGUCGGCGCCACCAUCGGUUUCUCUAUGGUGGCCAUCGGCACCAAGGGCGUGCAGUGGAUGCAACUGGUGAAGAUCGGUGAGAAUGAAGCGUUUGUAUCAGUAUCUUGGUCCUCCCGUCCAGACCAUUCUCCUCAGGACGACUCUGUCCCCAACGGUCUGAGAGCGCUGCCUGUCUUCUACGCCUCCACCAUUGGGAUUAACACAUUUUCCAUCAUGUACACUGGAGCCCCCUUGCUGGGGUUGGAGCUGCUACCAGUGUGGGCCAUAUUCCUCAUAACCUUAGCCGGGUCACUGGUCUGUGCAGCGCUGGUCUGGUUUAUCAUGUGUCCUUGGAUGAGGAGGAAAAUAGCAAGUCAACUGAAGAAGGAGCAGGCUUUGUCCAGGAUCUCAGACGAGAGUCUCGACAAGAUACCCGAGGAGGAGGAGGAGAGCCCAGUCUUCAAAGAGCUUCCCGGAACCAAAGGAAUAGACGAGGCUGUGAUGCCACUCACCAGAGGCAGUGAUCGAGGCACCCGUCAGUCCAGCGGAGAGCUCACCAACCUGGCUAAUGGAGGCACCGUCAUGCCGAACGGCAGGUUUUACGGUCGGACACACUCCAUGACCAACGGCUGCCUCAAGUCUCCCGUCUCCAACGGCAGCUUCAGCUUUGAAAGACCCACGCGCAGCGAUGGUCAGGUGUACCACACGGUACACAAGGACUCGGGUCUGUAUAAAGACCUGCUUCAUAAAAUUCACCUGGGCCGCAUGGAUGACGGCGACCGCUCAGGCUCCAACAUCCAGCCCGACAACAACUAUCGCCUGUUGCGCCGCAACAACAGCUACACCUGCUACACUGCGGCCAUCUGCGGCAUGCCCGUGCAGCCGCUCAUUCAUACAGAGUCACGUGACGACAGCGAGAUGCUGGUCGGCGAGGGAGGCGGCCGGAGUAACAGUGUGUCCUUUUCCAAGAAGAGGAUACGCUACGACAGCUACUCAUCGUACUGCAAUGCUGUAGCCGAGGCGGAUAUCGAAGCGGAGGAGGGAGGUGUGCAGAUGAAGCUGGCCAUAGAGCUGGAUGGCGUGGAGGAAGAAGGGACCCCGGAGCCGAUGCCUCUGGAUGAUCUGUCGGAGGAGGAGGAGGACCACGAGGAGAAGGACAAGCCUGAGGUGUUCCAGCUUUUCCACUUCCUCCAGAUCCUGACGGCCUGCUUUGGGUCCUUCGCCCACGGAGGCAAUGAUGUCAGUAAUGCAAUCGGGCCUUUGGUGGCGCUGUGGAUGAUCUACAACCAGGGUGGUGUGAUGCAGGAUGCCAACACUCCUAUUUGGCUGCUGUUUUACGGCAGUAUAGGCAUCUGCGCUGGUUUGUGGGUGUGGGGCCGCCGAGUCAUCCAGACCAUGGGGAAGGACCUGACUCCCAUCACUCCCUCAAGGUGA
Molecule: messenger RNA, 1767 nt
Organism: Cynoglossus semilaevis (tongue sole)
Lineage: Eukaryota; Metazoa; Chordata; Actinopteri; Pleuronectiformes; Cynoglossidae
Product: sodium-dependent phosphate transporter 2-like
Exons: 7
Coding region: 1-1767 (588 amino acids)
Biological process (GO): phosphate ion transmembrane transport
Cellular component (GO): membrane
Molecular function (GO): phosphate transmembrane transporter activity
Source: RefSeq, a predicted model, not a curated record